GAGGCUUUCUUUUGGACUUGCGGCGACCCAUUGCACACAAACUGAGACACAAGUCUGUGUGAAAGAGACAAACAACCAUGCAGCCUUAUGAAGAAGAACAUGAGCGAUGGAUCAAUGCAACGAAAGAGAAAAUAUGAAAACGGUUCCACAAGACCCGGCACCGGCAACUGUUUCCUUUAAAUGAUUGGAGAAGAGCGUGCGGUUCGCGACCAACCAUUGGCUGCCUGACAUGUCAGUUACGCUGAUUGGCUGUGACGAAACAACCUCUGACACAGGCUAUUCCCGCGUGGUGGCGACAGAAGCUAACACAGUGAUGUGGACAGUGAAGGUGGUCGGCCUCGGGGUGGUGGCUGUGUCUCUGAGUCUGGAGCUGCUUGUUUGGCUCCUCCGUCGCCUCAGGCCUGGAAAAACCCUCAAUGAGGUCCUCUUCUUCCCCUCAGAAAUGGCCUGUGUGGAGCACCUCUUCACUCCCUCUUCACCUUUUUCCUGUUUCUGCUCAUUGCCUCAUGGUGUGGAGACCUCUUUCUCCUGUCUUCUCCGCCGCAUCCUGUCUGCUACCUCCUCUCUGGACUUGUGUGUUUUUGCCUUUUCGAACAUGGAUCUGUGCAGGGCUAUACUAGCACUGCAUAGCCGGGGAAUAACAAUCCGAGUCCUCACCGACAAGGACUAUUCCGCCAUCACUGGUUCCCAGAUAGGGGUCCUCCGGAAGGCCGGGAUCUGUGUCCGGUGUGAUGUGGGCUCUGUGUACAUGCAUCACAAGUUUGCAGUGGUGGACGAGCGGCUGCUCAUCACCGGCUCCCUCAACUGGACGCUGACAGCAGUGCAGAGCAACAUGGAAAACAUCCUUAUCACUGAGGAGCUAGAGCUGGUGCGACCCUUCAUCAAGGAAUUUAACAGGUUAUGGGUGCACAAUGAUCCAGCUUGAUGCCACCACUCAGUUGACCAAAAAUCUGCUUUUGUUGUCACUAGAACCAACGACUAAUUAGCCAGAACAGAUUUUGAGUCAGACCUCAUGAACCUUUGAAGUAGAAUAUAUAAAAGUCUGUACAGUUAGCUUGGCCAGAAAGUGCCUCCAGGAUUGAUCUUUUCUUGUUAUGGAGAGGCUCUGUUACAUUAAGUUUUGGAAGACUCGUUAAUGUUAAAGUGAAGAUGUUACCGUACAAGACAAUAGGAGUUUUAGGGCAUGUUUUUUCAAUAUUUAUAAGAAAACAGGUCUGAUUUUGGAAGAGACUGACUUAUCAGACCGAAUCUGGUUUAUGUGUUUAAUUUCUGUAUUUCUUUUAUUUCACUGUGUACAGAAAUGGCUGUUGCCAUUGUUGCUGUAGUAGUCGUACUGCUUGGCACAGACUUAAGAUGAGGAUCAUAUCCACAACAUAGAG
This is a messenger RNA of Toxotes jaculatrix (banded archerfish), 1379 nucleotides long. It is a transcript of the gene pld6, whose product is annotated as phospholipase D family, member 6. Gene Ontology annotation, cellular component: mitochondrion. Lineage: Eukaryota; Metazoa; Chordata; Actinopteri; Toxotidae. The transcript is spliced from 5 exons. The record is from RefSeq and is a predicted model, not a curated record. Gene Ontology annotation, biological process: piRNA processing. Gene Ontology annotation, molecular function: RNA endonuclease activity producing 5'-phosphomonoesters, hydrolytic mechanism. The coding region runs from base 230 to 925 and encodes 231 amino acids.